UUCAUGUUGUUACAUUCAUUGCCUUCCCAGCGUUUGACGGGGCUGGAAAGUCCCUUUCAAAUGGUCUUCAGUCUGAAAAUGAGAAAUCGUUUUUAGAACAUUAAUAACUAUUAGGUGUUUAGCACUAUUACGUUCAACCUGCACAUGUGCGUUGUGAGAGUUGUUGUAGUUCGCGAACAACCGCUAAAUCACUUCAGCGUGAGGGUGUACAUCGGCUAGCUGGCUAGCCAGGCUCUUUGUGUGGUGAUGUUUUGUUUUUGUUGAACAUAACAGCUCUCGUGGCUUGUUAGAUUAUUUGCAAUGUGUGGAAGCCAAUAAGAUUGAUAGCAUACGGUGCGAAUUUGGACUGAAAGGCCUGUAGACGUUGCAAAGCGACAAAUAUAUAAGGAGUUUGAAGUCGAGGAGAUGGGCAAUUGUCUAAAAUCUCCAACCUCGGAUGAUAUUUCCUUGCUUCAUGAAUCACAAUCGGAUAGAGUUAGUUAUGGUGACGGGGCAGAUCCAGAUCAGGAACCACCACCACCAUACCAGGAGCAGCCCAAUGUGCCAGUGUACCACCCCACACCCAGUCAGGCCCGCCUGGCCAGCCAGCUAACAGAGGAGGAGCAGGUCCGCAUUGCCCAACGCAUCGGCCUCAUACACCACCUCCCCAAGGGAGUGUACGACGCUAGCAGGGACGGCUCCGAGAAGAAAAUCAGAGAGUGUGUGAUUUGCAUGAUGGACUUUGUGUAUGGAGACCCCAUCCGGUUCCUGCCCUGCAUGCACAUCUACCACAUGGACUGUAUAGAUGACUGGCUGAUGCGCUCCUUCACCUGCCCCUCCUGCAUGGAGCCAGUGGAUGCUGCACUGCUUUCCUCCUACGAGACCAACUGAGACACAACAGCGCCACCGCUACCACCCCUGAUCACUGUUCUGACUUAGUCCUGCAUUGCACCUAUGCGGCCCCCUCCAGCAUCCCCAUGACCCACAGACAGCACCUCCAACACCGGGGAGGGCCACAGUCUCUGGGAGUAGGUGAGGGCUGUGUGGUGGUGUUGAAGGGUGCUGUGGAGGACAUGGAUGGCUAACACAGAGAGGGGGCCGCUACCUUCUGGCCAGGCCUGCUGGACAGGAAAGCCCAGGCUGGGGGAAGACUGUGGAUACUGGUGAUCAAGACAAGACUCUCUUACUAUCACCUUCUGUCCACAGCCAGAAUUCUCCUUUCUCUCACUACCACACUGUUGUAGUAAACGGCCACGCUAGAAGGGAGGGGAGGGGAAGGAAAGAAACGCGUUAAAACUCUCUAGAAAUACAGAUAUAUGCGUUAAAACUCUCUAGAAAUACAGAUAUAUGCAAAGAUCUCUUGCAAGGAGCUGAUUCACUCACUUUUCUCUCCUUAACAUUGUGUUCAAGUCAGAACCUCUGUUCUACCAGUCAUCUUAAGGGCUCAGUGGAUUCCUUUUACUAGUACAGAGGAGCAAACUAUUAAUGCACAUGUACACAAAUCAGAACUUUCACUUAUGUUCUAGUCUCAGUGGAAGAGUUCAGCAUAUGCUUACAAAAUGUUUGAAUAGAAACACUUAAUUUUUCCAUAUUCAGUAUCCGUAACAGGAUUGUUUCAACACAAUGGUAAGGUCUGUUUUCCCGAAGUUACAUUUACAUUUUAGUCAUUUAGCAGACGCUCUUAUCCAGAGCGACUUACAGUUAGUGAAUACAUAUU
This is a messenger RNA of Coregonus clupeaformis (lake whitefish), 1696 nucleotides long. RefSeq names its product ring finger protein 11b (gene rnf11b). Bases 406 to 870 code for a protein of 154 amino acids. Lineage: Eukaryota; Metazoa; Chordata; Actinopteri; Salmoniformes; Salmonidae. The record is from RefSeq and is a predicted model, not a curated record. The transcript is spliced from 3 exons.